Molecule: messenger RNA, 11524 nt
Organism: Hemicordylus capensis (graceful crag lizard)
Lineage: Eukaryota; Metazoa; Chordata; Lepidosauria; Squamata; Cordylidae
Gene: PAK3
Product: p21 (RAC1) activated kinase 3
Exons: 16
Coding region: 428-2101 (557 amino acids)
Biological process (GO): protein phosphorylation; intracellular signal transduction; regulation of actin cytoskeleton organization
Cellular component (GO): cytoplasm
Molecular function (GO): ATP binding; protein serine/threonine kinase activity
Source: RefSeq, a predicted model, not a curated record
UUCCGUGGGCGCGCCUGCCCCGCGGCGCCGUGACCCCCUUGCCGGCUCGCCUCCGCCCGCCGCCGGCUGGAGGAAGGGGAAGGGGAAGGGGAAGGGCUUCACUUCCGCCCGGCUGCAGGAGCCCCCGCCCGGCCCGGCCCAGCCCAGGUCAGCGUCCCCCGGAGGGAGCAGCCGGUCCUCUCCCUCCGUGCUGCAGCUGCUGCUGGUGGUGAUGGGGCGAUCCCCCCAGGCUGGCCCGGGCGCAAUGGGCCCCGGAUGAGGCCCGCCCGCCGAGCAUCCUUCCCCGGGAGGCAUCCGCCGCGCGCCGCCGCCGCCGCUCUGCUCCUCCUGCAGCUGCGGAGGGGAGAGAAGAGAGCGCGGCUCUCCUCCGGCGGCGCAGAAGAGGCGAGGACGAGCCCGAUUUAGGAAGCUGUGAGGGGUGCUGAAGAUGUCAGAUAGCCUGGACACUGAAGAGAAACCUCCAGCCCCUCCACUGAGAAUGAACAGCAACAACCGCGAUUCUUCGGCACUCAACCACAGCUCCAAACCUCUUCCCAUGGCUCCGGAGGAGAAGAAUAAGAAGGCCCGGCUACGCUCCAUCUUUCCAGGAGGGGAUAAAACCAAUAAGAAGAAAGAGAAAGAGCGUCCUGAAAUCUCUCUCCCUUCAGACUUUGAACACACGAUCCACGUGGGGUUUGAUGCUGUCACCGGGGAAUUCACACCAGAUCUCUAUGGCUCACAGAUGUUCACAGGGAAGCCUACAGAGGGCAUUCCUGAGCAGUGGGCCCGGCUAUUACAGACCUCCAAUAUAACCAAACUGGAACAGAAGAAGAACCCACAGGCUGUUCUGGAUGUCCUCAAGUUCUACGAUUCCAAAGAGACAGUAAACAACCAGAAGUAUAUGAGCUUUACGUCAGGAGAUAAGAGCGCCCAUGGAUACAUCGCGGCCCAUCCUUCUAGCACAAAAACGGCCUCAGAACCCCCACUAGCUCCCCCAGUUUCAGAGGAAGAAGAUGAAGAGGAUGAAGAAGAGGAUGACGACAAUGAACCACCACCGGUCAUUGCCCCGCGCCCAGAGCAUACAAAAUCGAUUUAUACUCGCUCGGUCAUUGAACCUGUAGCAGCGCCUACACCAGCUAAAGAACCCACCACCCCUCAGCCUGAGAAUUCCAACACAAACACUUUGUACAGGAACACAGACCGACAACGGAAAAAAUCCAAGAUGACGGAUGAGGAGAUCCUCGAGAAACUGAGAAGCAUUGUGAGUGUUGGGGAUCCUAAGAAGAAAUACACACGGUUUGAAAAGAUCGGUCAAGGGGCUUCAGGUACAGUUUAUACAGCGAUAGACAUUGCCACGGGCCAAGAGGUGGCGAUCAAACAAAUGAAUCUCCAGCAGCAGCCCAAAAAGGAAUUAAUAAUUAAUGAAAUCCUGGUCAUGAGGGAAAAUAAGAAUUCAAACAUCGUUAACUAUUUAGAUAGUUACCUUGUAGGCGAUGAACUUUGGGUAGUUAUGGAAUACUUAGCCGGAGGCUCGUUGACUGAUGUUGUUACAGAAACAUGCAUGGAUGAAGGGCAGAUAGCUGCUGUCUGUAGAGAGUGCCUGCAAGCUCUGGAUUUCUUGCAUUCAAACCAAGUGAUCCAUAGAGACAUCAAGAGCGACAACAUUCUUCUCGGGAUGGACGGCUCUGUCAAACUCACUGACUUUGGCUUCUGUGCUCAGAUCACUCCUGAGCAGAGUAAACGGAGCACAAUGGUGGGGACCCCCUACUGGAUGGCGCCCGAAGUGGUCACGCGGAAAGCGUACGGCCCCAAAGUGGACAUCUGGUCUUUAGGGAUCAUGGCAAUAGAAAUGGUGGAAGGAGAGCCUCCGUAUCUUAAUGAAAAUCCUCUCAGGGCCUUGUAUUUGAUAGCUACAAAUGGGACACCAGAACUCCAGAAUCCCGAGAGACUCUCUGCUGUUUUCCGAGACUUUCUGAAUCGCUGUUUGGAGAUGGAUGUAGACAGGCGGGGGUCUGCUAAGGAGCUCUUGCAGCAUCCGUUUUUAAAACUGGCCAAGCCUCUCUCCAGUCUGACUCCGUUGAUCAUUGCCGCCAAGGAGGCGAUCAAGAACAGUAGUCGCUAACUCUUUGGAGAGCAUGGGCCCACUCCUUCACAGCAGGACUGAACAAAAACUCUGUAGACCCUCAGACUCUGUGGCUGCGGGACAGGUGGGCGAACAACACUAUCAUGGUCACCAAUGGGGGAAGGAGGCAGACGUCUUCUGCUCACCCACCCCCACGGAACAGAAACCUAUCAUGUGUCUCGUUCCCACUCUCAGAUUCCUUAAUUUAUUUCUAUGGCAAACAGGAGCCCAACAGAUCGAGGUGGGACCACAGGCCUCGCUGUGCUCUUGGCCAUUUCCAGGGCACCAGUGGUGGCCCACGAAUGCUCUGCGCACUCAACCAAGACGGGAGUGUCCCCUCAAUCUGAUCAGCUCCCUUUUCUGCGUCUUUUCUGUUUGGCUUUGGAAGUUCGGCAACAUCCUCUUGCAUUCUGUCUGCUGGGAAGGAGCAAAACUAGUUGCUAACAACCGGUCUGUUUGCUUGUCACUAGCUGAGGAGGAAACAUGGGGAAGAAGCUGACUUUAUUUAACCAAAAAAGGAGGAAGAAGAAGAAGAAGAAGAAGAAGAAGAAGAAGAAGAAGAAUCUGAUCAAUCACGAAAUGCUCUUGGGGGGGGGGAGGUCUAUGCCUCAAAAUACUGAUAGCAUUAUGUUUCCUGGGCAGCCUGAUGAUGGUGUCAUGAGUUUUGGUGCUUUUGUGUUGGUGAGUGUUUUCUCCCCAAAGCUAAAUGAAAAUGGCAACCUAUAAAUAACAUUGUACCAACUGGGCUUAUAUAGCAUACCGCUGUGAGGACAUGGGGACGGGACUGGUCCUGCCAGGCGCUUGUCUCUUGCUUCAGAGUGCUGAGUCUCCUCUUUCCAUUGGACUGGAGAUGAAGGUUACACUGCUUCUUCUCGGGUCUCCAGAUUUUGGUGGGGUUGAAUCCACUGCUCUGGGGUUUAAGAAUUUUGCAACCCCACCCCAAAUGCACAUACUUGGAAGAAUCUCCCAAAUUCCCCACAUGCGAUGGCCGAUGAGGGCCCACUGCCUUAAUUUGUGAGAGCGACAUAUUUCUACUCUUGGUGAGAUUGCAAAAGAAACAGCCUGGUUGUCUGAGGUCUGCUACAGAGGAGGAACUCCUUCUCACGGCAUCACAAUGACAGCAUGGCUGAAAUAUGCCCUGCUGGAUCCACUUCAGCUCAUGUUAAAGGAGCUCCAUUUCCUCAGGACCACACUGUUAUAGGCGGCCAGUUUCAGCUCAUGACCUUCUAUAGGAUAGCAAGUUAGGUAAUGAGCCGUAAUUGGCUAUCACAGAUCUCCAUCAUAAGAAGGCAAAAACAGCCCAGCUGGAUCAGGUUCAUCUAAACCAGCAUCCUGAUUCCCACAGUGACCGUCCAGAUGCCUCUGGGGAGCCCACAGGCAAGAGGUGAGGGCACCCCCCCUCUUGCUGUUGCCCCCCUGCAACUGAUAUUUGGAGGCAUCCUUUCUCUGAACAUGGAGGUAGCCUCUAGCCAUCGGGACAAGUAGUUACUGAUAGGCCUGUCCUCCAUGAAUUUGUCUAGUCCCAAAGCUAGUGGCCAUCACCACAUCCCAUGGCAGAGAAUUUUCAUAGAUUAGUGGUGCGCUGGGUGAAAAGGUACUUCCUUUUGUCAGACCAAAAUCUCCUGGUACUCAUUUUCGUCAGCUGACCCCUGGUUCUAGUAUUGUGAGAGAGGGAGGAUUGUGGGUUCUUUCUCUCCACUCUCUUCGCACCAUGCAUACUUUUAUAAAACUCUAUCAUGUCCCCCCUUAGUUGCCCUCCCCCGCCCCAACUAAAAGCUCCAGAUGUCGGAGCUUUGCCUCAUAUGGAAGGUGCUCCAGGCCCUAGAUCGUCUGGGUGACCUUUUGUCCUGAGCUCAACUCCCUGGGCCCAGCAGUACAAAGGCCAGCCUCCUUGUCAUUGUGAUGCUGCUGUCGCCUAGAGUGAAUACAGCCGGGCUGCUUAUCUCGCAAUCCCACUCAAUGGGGAGGGGAUCCAAAGUCAGACGAGUUGCGCUCUGGGAAUCUCAUCAGAUUGCUGUGUGUGGUCAAGACAGCUGAGGUUUCAGGAUUGGGCUGCCUACGCGGCCUAUUUGCCUGCUUUCUGUGUAGUAAGAGCUUGUGAAGAGCUUGUGGUGGUGGUGGAAAAUACUGUCGGAGGAACAGAUGAGCAAAGAAUGGAGUAGAAAACUGAGCUCCGCAUAACUUUGUCAGGGGUGGUGAUGGUCGUCCCCACGUGACUCGUGUCCAGAAUGCAAAAAGCUAGACUCCCUGUGUGCUGAGGUCUAGAAAUGAUUGUAUAAAAGAAAAGAAAAAUAGCGUUGAUUAAACUCUUUGUGUUGACGUUUCUUCCAACGUGAGUUCUCUCUGACUCGGCAAAAAUGGACUAGUAUGGACCGUAGGCAGCUGCCUCAUAUUGAGUCAGACCCUUGAGCCGUCUAGCUCAGUAUUGUCUGCACGGACUGGCAGUGUCUCGCCGAUGUUUGAGGCAGGAGUCUCUCCCAGCCCUACCUGGAGGUGCCAGGGAGUGAACCUGGGACCUUCUGCAUGCAACGCAGAUGCUCUUCCACUGAGCUACAGCCCCAUCUCCUAAGGGGAAUCUCUUGCAGCACUCACAUGUCAUCCGCCGAGUUGCAAACCAAGGCAGACUCUGCUUAGCAAAGGGGACCAUCCACGCUUGCUAUCACAAGACCAGCUCUCCUCCCCAGGCCUUUUUGUAAGGACUGUCAGCAUUGUCACUGGCCUUUCAUACCAGCUCAAUUUGUAGACUUUAGAGGGUGAGGAUGCUUACCACAAUGCCACAAAAAGAUCCACCAGCCAACUUAUGCACAACAAGCUAUCCUUAAAGACACAGAAUCAGGCUGCUCUGGUUUGUUUGUUUGUUGGUUUGUUUGUUUGUUUUCUGGCCAGAUGGCAACCCUCAUUUUUCUGUACUUUAGUAACCAGGUUGAAAAGAUGGAUAAAUGUGUAUGUCCUGGCUGUUGCUUGUGCGGAGCCCGAGAGGGUGAGGGGAGAAGAGAAUAGCUUACAGAGCAAGAUAUUAUGUGAUUUCUUUACGGGGUAGGAAGUGUGGUCAUCUUUUGUUGUUGCUAAACUUGCCGUGUGGUGCACCGGCCAGCUUUUAUCAUUCUGUUGGCUCUAUGUCUGUCUCUGGGGUGGGUAAGCUUGGCUCUCCAGUAGCUGCUGGACUACAACUCCCAUCAUACACAGACACAAUUUGUCGGAGUUUGAGUUCAGCAGAAGCUGGCCAGCCAGUGUUGUCUACCCCGGUCUAUCUGUUUGAAUUCAGUGCCGAUCUCUGUGGUGUUCCUUUCCUGGCCACUGAUCCUGGCAACAUCAGUGUCCUCCUUGGCUUUACCGAGGCCGCUAAGAAGAGCUGCUGAGAUUGAAAACAGAGUUUAAAAGUGCUUCGCUUUGACUGGAUUGAAUUCAGCAAGUUUAUCUGUAACACGAUUGCCUUAAAUUUCACUCGAGAUUUACAUGUUGUGUCUAUCAAAGCAAAGGACAAACGCGUGCACAUGGUUUGAAAAUGUGGACUGUUCAAAAGGUUAGAUCCUGCAAAUUCCUGAAUUUCAACCUUGGAUGAAACCAUUUUGGGUUCCAUAUGUGUAACCAGCUCCCCGGAUUCUGCCAGUGAGUUUCCUGAGGGCUAGACUCCUGCUUUCCCUCGAGAUGCUUCAUUGGUCCUGGCUGGAUACUACAGCAGCCACUUGCAAAUCUCUCCCAGCCCUACCUGGAGAUGCUGCCAGGGAUUGAACCUGGGACCUUCUUCUGCAUGCAAAGCAGAUGCUCUGCCUCUGAGCUAUGGCCCCAUCCCCAAACAAGGUGGUAGGAGCAGAGGAAACUCCUUAUACAGAGUCAAACUAUUGGCCCAUCUAUCUCAGAAUGGCAACGGCUUUUCCAGGUUUUCAGGCAAGAGUCUCACUUUUCCCUACCUGGAGAUGCCGCCAGGGGUUGAACCUUUUAGAUCCAUGGCUGCUCAGAAAUUAAACACUCAGAACAACAGACUUCCUAGACUGGGUAGUCUGAUAUCCUAGAUUAGUGGAGGAGCAUUUUGCUAUGUCAGUCUCUGGUUGGCGAGCCACAUGAAGGAACCAGCAUUAAAUUAAAUAAGUAGCGUUUGGGUUUUGUUUUUGAUUUUUUUUUUAGCCAGAAGAAGCCAGCACAAUCACACACUUUAGAGUUUAUCCUAAAUGCAUGGAGGCAUAUGAAAAUUCUAGAAAAUUCUUUUCAAGGGCAAAUUUGCCCCGUGAUCAUCUCAACCGUCAUUUGAUAACAUGGAACCUGCAACACACAGGUAAUAAUAUCAAUCAGAUUUUUUAAAAUCAUUAAUCAGAAUUCUAUUAGUCCACUGACAAUAUACAUAAGUAGUAAUGUCUGGCCUACAUUAUAGGAAGCUGCCACCUGCUGAGUCAGACCCUUGUUCCAUCUAGCUCAGUACUGUCUGCACUGGCUGGCAGCAGCUCUCCAAGGUUUCGGGCAGGAGUCUUUCCCAGCCCGACCUGGAGAUGCUGCCCAGAAGUGAACCUAGAUAUUGUAUCUAUAUAUUAAUUUUAUUUUUAUUUGUCAAAUUUGUACACCGCCCCAAACUUUUAUCUCUGGGCAGUUAACAAUAACAUAAAACAAGCUAUACAAAAAUCUUAAAACAAUUUAGGCAAUCUCAAGGUCAAACACAGAAUGAAACUCUGUGUGUAUGAAAAAGCUGAAAAGGCUUGGGUGAAGAGGUGGGUUUUCAAGUGCUUUUUAAAAUGGUAUAUGCUGAGCAGAUAUUCCACAACUGAACUAUGGCCCCAUAUGAACGGGAGAGGAGGUUGUCAAACUGUUUCUGGACCAUAGCGGUCAGGUUGCAAGUGGGAUAUGCUAUGACUGGAUGUUUGGAAACCCUAGACGUGGUUUUAAAAGAAGUGGAACAAAUAAAAGCCCCCCACCUCUUAAAAUAUAUGCAUUAAAGCUCCCUGCACAUUUCAAACAAGGUGAGGGGGGAGAGAAUGUUCAAGCAUACCCUUCUCCCUGGCCUGCUAAGUUUCUAUAUGUAGUGUUUGUUCAUAGGAGGGAUGCUGAACCGUGAGAUCAAUCUGUCCCGUGACUGUCUCUUGUAUGAAACAAGCAUGGUUCAGUCUAAGACAACCGGUAAUAUCUCAUUUGUAAACUACACCUACAAGCCAUCAUGGGAUAAGCCAUCACUGCUCAUUACCUUGUAUUACCUCAAACCAUUACUCAGCAAUGGAAGCCCAGGUGGCAAGGUUGCCUCCAAGGCAAGGUUGCCUUACAUUACAUUACAUUUAAGGUCGAUCUCCCCACCAGGUUUAGGUCAAGGUCAAUCUCUGUUAUGUCAAGGUCGAUCUCCCUGUCCGGUCAUGGUCACUCGAUUCCUAUGUCAGGUCAAGGUCUAUCUCCUUGUCAGGUCAAGGUUGAUCCCUAUGUCAGGUCAAGGGCCAGUCUGCCUGUCUCCCUGACAGGUCAAUUUCACUGUCUCUUGUGAGAACACAGUGCAGAAAAGACAGCACCUGACCGUUCCUUCAGAGGGUCCUGGGACAGGAAAAGGGGAGGAGUAUAAUCAGGAGACUUUGAAAAGCACAGUACUGAAGGUUUAUUUAAGGGAAGGUGGGGGCGGGCGUGACUUACCAAGUGUCUGUAGCAGCCAAGACCGAAGGAAUUUUGCAGUGCUCGCGUGCGUUGUGCUGUUGGGCUAUAGUUCUGUCUCCUCAUCCUGUUUGCAUCUCUCAGUUUUUGUAAAUACGUGCAUGUUUGUUUUCCAUAGCUGGCUGGAUCUCAUUGUAUACAGAUGAGCUCAAGAAUUUUUUAUUUUUUAUUUUGUCAACAAAACCAGGUUUCUCUGCGAUUAGUGGUCGAGCCUCAUGCUUAACUGUCCUCUUGUUUUCUUCCCCCAAACCCACACAUUCAACAGUCCCAAAGAGCUAUCUCUUUAUUUAUUUGUGUUGGAGUAGGAGCCUGUGGGCCAUGGGGCAGGCCCACAAAUUCUGGCCAUCAGUAGCAUCUUAAAGAACAUAGUGAUUUUUGGCAACAUCUGCCUCCCUAGAGAUGGAAGGUGAGAAACAGGCUUGUUGCACUUACAGCUUCCUCUGUGUUCCCUUGUUCAUCCCUACCCUCAAACAAUUAUGGUAAUAUUGCAGUCAUAUUUUCACAGAGCAAAGGGUCAGCAUCAGGAUAAGAACAUAAAAACAUAAGAACAGCCCUGCUGGAUCAGGCCCAAGGAGGCCCAUCUAGUCCAGCAUCCUGUUUCACACAGUGGCCCACCAGAUGCCGCUGGAAGCCACAGGCAGGAGUUGAGGGCAUGUCCUCCCUCCUGCUGUUACUCCCCUGCAACUGGUACUCAGAGGCAUCCUGCCUUUGAGGCUGGAGGUGGCCUGUAGCCCUCCAACUAGUAGCCAUUGAUAGACCUCUCCUCCAUGAAGUUAUACAAACCCUUCUUACACAGUGAACAAAUUUACACAGGAUCACAGUGAACAAAUUUUUAUACACUCUCCAUGGAGUAAUCGUCAGAAAACAUUCCUGCCAAUUUUCAUUUCCAUUCUUCAGAUGACGUCAAUUACAUUGUAUAGUCAUUUUUGUGUUUUUUUAAACUUUUCGGUGCUUUUUAAACACCAUUGCAGAUUUGGCCACUGUAGGCACCAUGGUCAGGACAACAAAAGCAGGACAAGCUGAAGGUCUUGCAAUGCCAUGACCUCUUUUCCAUCUGUAGAGGGUGCAGACCUUCUCAAAAAUCACUAUGAGCAUUUGUCCCUGCAGAUGGUACCCGCCACUCUAGCUGACUCACGUACUACUACAGAGAUUGCAAAAAUCUGGAAAAGAGAGAUGUUUCCAACAGUCCUUAAAAUCUCCUCCAUCUUUCAUGUCUUCACUUCCUUAAGGAACCAGCUAGCCAGCUCUUUCCAAAGGGAGUUUGUACAACGUGCAAAGCUUCUGCUGUUACCAUCCUUUCAAAGCUCUGCUGAUUUGUUUCUAUUGUGGUUCAUUUUCCUGUUCUCUGUAGCUGCUAACUAUAAGCCAUCUCACAGGCUUUAAUACAGUGGUUAUGACUUUCUCAUUUAAUUUACAUCAAACGAUCAGUUUUAAAGACUGUAUGAUCAAACUGUAGGAUGGAUCUUCCACCAGGUGCAUAAUGACCCUCUGCUAGAACUUGUAGCCUGCAAGGGUUCAUUGCUGAACUGAUGCAUCUCCCAAGCAAAGUUUUAUAGGAUGCUGGAAGGGGCGUCCUCCCAGUUUCUCUAACAGAGAAUUCUCAACACUAAACUGUAGCACCCAGGAGUCGUUGGGGGAAGCCAUGCCAGUUAAACCGGUAUUAAACUGAUCACAACAUGUGCCUGGGCCUUAUUGGAAAUCAAGCAUACAAUAAUUUUAUGCACAGGGGUCUGAGUGAUGGAGAAAACCUGGCAGCUGAACUCGGAACCAUGAAAAGUAAGGGACAGUCUUGUGGAAUUUCACCAGUGCAUAUUAGCAUUAGGGAAUGGUAUUCUUGUCUGUAAGAGAAACCAGAAGGGGAAAACUGCCACCUUUUCUGUUGCAAAUCCCAUUGAUGGGAGUUGGAGCAGGUUAUCGUUCUUUCAAGGGAGUGGGGGUGGGAGAGAAUAUCAGGGACUUGGGCAGGAAAAAUACUUCAGAAGUCACCAGGGGAUUCUAGGUUCCAUGGCUGUGUUUGUUUCUGAGUGAAAGAAAAGGAAGAAAAGUGAGCGGACGGAGGUUAUGUGCAUACAUGCCAUAGGCUUGCUUCACCUAUGCCAAUAGUGGCUUGUCCUAGCGAAAGUGUUUGUGUGUGUGUGCGCAUGCACAUGAGGCUCAGCUAUCUCUGUUUCCUGGCAGGUCUGGUUGCUCUUCUCUUGCCCCUCCCCUCCCCCUGUGAAAAUGAGAGCUGCACUGCCUGCACAGAGCUGAAACCGCAUGGCUCUACCUGAUGAAUGGUUGGCCUGUAGGCAACCCAGCUCUCAUUCAUGCCAGGGUGGGAAGGGAGGGAGAUGAGCAACGGAAAUGGCCAGCAACCAGAGGAAGCUGUGCCUCAUUUGCCUCCCCCACGCUGCAACUCAUUAGGAUGAGCGGCUACUGAUGUAGACCCAAUGGAUCAUCUCCAUGGACGUAUGGAGAUACACAUGUGCUAACCCUUGUGGUUUGUCAGGCAUCAGGAGACUGGGCAGCAGCCUGUGUGUUGGCAGGGACAUGCUGUACAUGUUUUCCUUAUAGGCAGGGACUAUUUCGGGGAUAGGAACCCCAAAUGUUUAGCCUCCGUCAGGAUUUGUGUGGCACGGCUCCAAUUCCAGGAGGCACACGUGGGGGACUUGCUUCCUUAACUGUUGUGAGGUCCUCCUAAACUGUUGCUUUUGCAGGCCGUGGAGACGUAGGACACUACCCUGAGCACACGUCUUGUGGAAAGGUAGCACAUUGUGAAGAAUCAAUUGAGGGACUGACCACUGGGCGAAAGGUGUGCGGGCAGUUUUACCGCUGGGGCUUUUGGGAUUCCUAAAGGGCCCUCUGUCAUUCUCUCCAGAAUCUGAGCACUAAAUCAUUGUCACUUGUGGUCUGCCUCUUAAGCCAAGCAUGCUGCCAACGUAAUGGCUCCAGUCCAACAGAGUGUGCAUGGAGCAUCCUGCGUUAAGUGUGCAUAGCCCUUUAAAAAUACUUGGAAUUCCACCGAUUGGUGUUUGGCAGAGAGGGAGGAGCAAGAGGCGGAGCUGCUGAAUCCACCUGCAGCACAGGUUAUUGGGGGGAAUUUAGCCUUUUCUGUAACAGUCUUCCCAAUGCAAUGUGGAUGCUGGAUCAGGCUAGGAACUUGUGCACACAGCAGCCACUGAUGUGCAAUUCCCCACCCAGGUAGGGAUUCAUGCCAGCAGUCUUCUUCUAUGCAUGCACAAUCCCUAGCUGGACCAGGAAAAUCAAUACUAUUAAGGUUACAAAGAAAAUCUGCAAGGGUUAUUUAUUGGUUUUUCCAGCAUCUCUAAAUUCUACUUUGUCAGAAGUGACCAAUUUAGCAACACCUGUUGUGUACUGAAUUUAACUUCAGGGUUUCCAGACAAAACCGAACACAGGACAACUUACAUUUCCACUGUUGAACAUUUGCUGUACAUUCCCCCCACUUUUUUUUUUUUUGGACAUGUUAUCUCUUAAAAAGCAAACAACAAUGUGUAGUGAAAUUCUUCUGUAACUUUGGAUUAAGAGGAACUUUUUUUAAAAAAAGAGGAGAACAAUGUUAUUUCCUUUGUAAAUGUGCUGACGGCAUGGAUUCAUCUUUCUGACCUCAGCAUCCAUUUUUAAAAAAAUAAAAAUAAAAAUAAAGAUUUUCUUUUUGCGUUUCAAAUAUUAAGUUAUUUUCAAUUGUGGUUGAAGCAAUAGAAAAUUGAAAUAUGGAUUGUGCAUGAUUGUGUCUUGAGUGUAAAAAAAAAUAUUGCAGUUUGAAACUUGGACCUAAAGUAUUGCAAAUAAAAAUUCUAAAUACCA